AUGGAGAAAAAGUUGAAUACAGUAGUGCUCUACAUCAAGAGAGAAUACCAGCCUUCUUUGCUAAAGGAAGCCUUCAAAAUCACCAUAAAAAAUGGGAGUCUCGUGCUUUUUAUCACCUUCAUCAUGUUUUCCUACUAUUCCCUGAUGAAAUUUGCCGAUCAUCUUGUUUUAGAUCCUGUAUUAUCGAGCUUUGUGGCCAACUCCAAGCUCCUGCCCAAAAAUGGUUCAUUCACGGAUUCUGAUCUGGCCUUAUACAAACCAUUUCUCAAAGAUCUUCGAUUUAUCCUCGCUUUCAAAUUCGUGGAAUGGGCUUUCUUGUGCGUUGUUCUGAUGUUUUCAGUUGCAGCUUCUGUUCAUUCAACAUAUGAAGCCCAUACUGCGAAACAGUUGGGCCUAAAAGAUAUGUUGUGUGGUCUGAGGGGAAAAAUCAGAAGGCCUUUGAAGACGAGUAUUUGGAUGGUUAUCAUCAGCUUGGCAAGUGCAGCACUGUUGUUCUUUACAGUCGGAGUUGUUGGAGUCAUGACUGAAGGUUCUGUUUCAAAUUAUCUGAGUUUGGCAGUGCUGGUUUUUGCUGCUCUCUAUUAUGUCGGAGUCUUUUCUCUGUGGAUGCUCAGCCUUGUGGUUUCCGUGCUGGAAGAAAACUUCUCCGGAUUGAAGGCGAUCUACCAAGCCAAUGAGCUGAUGAAGGGCAAAAAGCUGAAGGGUUUUGGUCUAAUGGUGCUUUUGAUAUUAAUCAGUGCAGCGAUCCAUAUGACCUUUGCUUGCUUGGCAUCUCUCGCCAUGGCUGAGAAAGUAGCAUUCGUUGGUGGGGCAAUCAGUACUCUGAAGAUUUGGCCAUAUUGCCUGAUGAAACUGUUUGUUUUUGCGGUGUAUACCCUGUUUUACCAUGAAUUGAAGCAGAAGCAGCAGGCGGAGGAGAACGCAGCUCUGUAUACUCCUAUCUCUGCAAUUGCAGAAUUUUAG
Molecule: messenger RNA, 963 nt
Organism: Coffea eugenioides
Lineage: Eukaryota; Viridiplantae; Streptophyta; Magnoliopsida; Gentianales; Rubiaceae
Exons: 1
Coding region: 1-963 (320 amino acids)
Source: RefSeq, a predicted model, not a curated record